Messenger RNA from Arvicanthis niloticus (Nile rat), 2652 nucleotides. Lineage: Eukaryota; Metazoa; Chordata; Mammalia; Rodentia; Muridae. The record is from RefSeq and is a predicted model, not a curated record.
GGGGUAGCCCUGGCCUGACCCGCGAGAGGUGCGGGGGCGGGGAGGUUACUACGUGCUUUUGGUCGCCUGUUUUUUUACGGUCGGCACUUGCAACGAUCGACAAAAUCUCGGGAAGAUUCAGGAAAACACCGCCGGAAAUCGUAGUAUCCAUAGAGACGGUGUCGGAAGUUGAGGUUGCUAGGAGGCCUUGGUCGCAUCGACUGACAUGUCUGAAGUCCCCAAAGAUUAUAAUUCUGACUCCAAUGAGAGUCUGAGUCUGCAGCCUAAAAUAACUAAAUCUGGUAACUUACAUAAUGCUAAAGCAGACACCAUGUUUAAGGUAAGCUCUGAGCUGUCCCCGAAAACUGGCCAAGACCCAGGAAAUGUGCUACCAGAGUCAACCAGGACACGCAAGGAGGAUUUGAAAGUGCCAGAUCUACAGUCACCAGACGUUUCAGUAGGUGUGCUCAAAGGACCACCUACAGAAACAAACACACAGCUACCAACAAAAACAGAUCCAAAGCGGAAGACACCAGAUUUUCAGAGUGAAAAACCAAGAAAAUCAGUUAAAGAGGAAGACCUGUCUCCAUCCAAGAUGACCAAUUUGGAAAAGAAACAAAAAGAGUCAGCUAAAGAAAAAAGGGCAGAGCCAUAUGAAGUAACUAAACCUAAGUUCUCAGACCGGAAGCUAAGAAAGUCUACUGAGGAAGCAGAUCUCAAGCCUCCAGAGGAGCGUCAGGUCAAGGCCACAGAGCAACCUGAGCAGAAUAAGUUCCCAGACAAGAAACUAAGACCGUCAACUAAAAAGAAAGUCUCAGAGCCACUGUUGGAUUUUGGAGAAGAAUCAAGAAGACCAAGUGAUGAAGCAAGUCCAGAACCAUCAGGAAAAAGAACAUCAAAAGCUUCGAAGAAAGCACACAAAAGCUCUUUUGAUGAAAAAUUUCCAGAGGUGCUAGAAGAGAUUACUCAAGGACUACUAGAAGAGAUAAAAUCAGAUGUCCAACUGGAGACAGAAGAUGAGUCAAUUUCGGAGAAAGUUCCAGAGCCAUUAGGGGACAGGAAACCAACAGCUCAAAGGCACAAGCUGAAAAGAUCAAGUGGAGAGUCUAAAUUAAAGGACACGUUAUUAGAGCCAAGUAAGGAGAGGGAUUCGGUGCGGCAAACACAGACUGAGCCACAAUUUCCAAAGGAGAAACUAACAAAAUCAACUGAGAAAACUGGCGACGAGACACCACUGCAGAUACCUAAUCCAGACAUUCAAGAGAAGUCACAGGCAGAACCAACCAAAAAAAGUCUAGAGUUACCAAAUGAACCCCAGCUAGAAGAGAAGACGACAGAAUUUCCCAAGGAAGACAGUUCAAAAUCAAGCAAACCUAAGUAUCCUGUGGACAAACAUGAGAUAGCGUUCUCUGACAAUCACACAAAGUUGUUAGAAAAAAAAACCGCCAAGAUUAAAACGGACUUUUUAGUAAGAACUCCUAGAGAAAGUGGAGAAUCCUUCAGUACAGUUUAUGAAGCACAUGAAUUCCUCAAAGACCUUCAGGCUGAUAUGAAUGAACUGUUUCCAAUGAUUCCUGCUUCAGAGUCUCAGACAGAACUGAGGGAUUCUAUAGCUUUACCCCAGGAGGUGGCAACACUACUAACACAUAAAGAAUCCAAGCCAAGUCUUAGCACACAGUUUGAGCACCUUAACUGGAGCCCAGAAAGAGUUGCAGAGUGGAUUAGUGAUCUAGGCUUCCCUCAAUACAAGGAGUGUUUUACUGAAAACUUCAUCAGCGGUCGAAAACUCAUCCACGUAAACUGCUCCAACCUGCCUCAGAUGGGAAUAACUGAUUUUGAAGACAUGAAGGCAAUAUCGCACUAUACUCGACAGCUUCUGGGGAUCGAAGAGCCACAGUUCAGCCGCAGCAUCAGCCUUCCCUACAGGGACAACAUUGGCUUAUUCUUAGAGCGGAAAGGGCACAGUGGGGUAAAGUCUGAUGCCUUGACCUUGUCAGAGUUUGUUGAAGCAUCAGGAUUACAGGAGUAUAAUCCAGAGAUAAAAACUGAGGAGAAGAAUGAAGACCCAGUACCAGAGAACACCCAGGAGGAAAAUGAGGGAUUCUAUGAUACCACUUGAGGAUGGAGUGGGACUUGGCAGCGACACUGCUGAUCUGGGGUCACCCACACUCCUGUGUGUUGAACUGCCUGGACCUGAUGACCCCUGGCCUACAUCAGAUAAGAGCACGCCUUAGUCCGAUUACAAUGAUUCUGAGAAUAAAAAUGAAGAUAAGAGGCUGGAGACAGUGCUGCCUGCUCCUCCCCUGCCCUCUUCUAGUGUCCAUGAGCAUCUGACAACUGUGGUGCACACAAACCCAUGCAGACACGAUACAUAAGACUUUAUGAAGUGGAACUUAAAACGGUCCCAAAAUAUCAGUCAAUUUCCAGAGUGUUUGUCUCCCUGGUUUACCAUCUGACCCAAAGGACAGCGCAGUGGAGCCAGGAACUGGAAGAGAAGCACAUGAACCAGGUAACCAGUGUCGUUGGUGAAAGAACAAAGACGGCCUGAGGACAGUGAGCAUAAGCAGCUCCAGGAAGGAAGAACAGAGCCCAGUGAUGAGAAUGAGCGUGUGGCUGAGUGGAUCGGAAGCCUUCCACUUAUUAUCAUGGGCUGCAGAGAUGACUCGGCAGAUA